AUGACCAACACCGCUCAAACAUCAAUCAGGUUGAUGAUAGAUGAAGCCGUGCAAACUUCAGUCAAAUCGUUGAUCGCAGAAUCCGUCCAAACCGCAACCGCUCCUUUAGUCGAUAUGUUACAGGCUAUGGCUGCUCAGAUUGGGGUGCUGUCCAAACUCCAAGUGAGCAAAACUCAAGAGCAAAUCAAUUCUGAUGCCGAAACCGCAAAUAAACUGCAAGACGGAGAAAGGGAAAGGGAACGGUUAAGGAAGGAAAUCGAAGAAAAAGAUCAUGAGUUGGCCAAGCAGUGUAAUGAGGAAGAACAGGCGGCUCUCCAAGAACCCAUACCGGCUCAACCCUCGCACGCUAUGAAGACGAGGAAUAAGAACAAGCGAAAAGCGGUUUCAGAGGUGAUGAAGCGGGCAGAACGAAACAGUCAAAGAGUAAUCGAACCGGUCAGUGUAAACGAAGAACCUCUUGACGAAGAAGAAGAAGAGGACCUCGAAGAACUCAACCGGCGUAAGAAGAAGGCAGUCGAUAUUUCAACCGCAACCCCAAGUUCAAGACCGAUUGUUGCUCAAACGCCUCUCCCACCAAAACCAACCU
Impatiens glandulifera is the source of this 586-nucleotide messenger RNA. RefSeq lists its product as uncharacterized. The record is from RefSeq and is a predicted model, not a curated record. Lineage: Eukaryota; Viridiplantae; Streptophyta; Magnoliopsida; Ericales; Balsaminaceae. The annotation marks the transcript as partial. The transcript has a single exon.